This is a messenger RNA of Sinocyclocheilus grahami, 2117 nucleotides long. RefSeq names its product cysteine-rich secretory protein LCCL domain-containing 1-like. The transcript has 14 exons. The record is from RefSeq and is a predicted model, not a curated record. Gene Ontology annotation, cellular component: extracellular region. Lineage: Eukaryota; Metazoa; Chordata; Actinopteri; Cypriniformes; Cyprinidae. Bases 56 to 1525 code for a protein of 489 amino acids.
CAACUUUUUGACCGACUUGCUGCUAUUACUCAUAGCCAGUGAUGCGAGCGCUUGGAUGAUCAGAAAUGCGACUGAAACGCUCACCGCAACCAAUAUCACUGUCAAUAAAUCGGAAAUGGGGACUGACGGAUUAGCAUCCAUGCCCAAAUCAAGGCGAAAACGGUACAUUUCGCAAAGUGACAUGAUAGCUAUUCUGGACUAUCACAACAAGGUGCGAGCGAAUGUUUUCCCACCUGCAGCCAACAUGGAGUAUAUGGUUUGGGAUGAAGGCCUGGCCAGGUCAGCAGAAGCUUGGGCAGCCAUGUGUAUUUGGGAACAUGGACCUCCUUACCUUCUUCGAUAUCUGGGUCAAAACCUCUCAGUCCGAACUGGCAAUUACCGCUCCAUUCUUCAGCUGGUUAAACCUUGGUAUGAUGAGGUCAGGGAUUAUGUGUUUCCAUACCCACAUGACUGCAAUCCUCGCUGCCCGAUGCGCUGUUACGGACCCAUGUGCACACAUUACACACAAAUGGUGUGGGCGUCAUCAAACAGAGUUGGAUGUGCCAUCCAAACCUGUUACAAUAUGGUUGUGUGGGGCGCUGUGUGGAGGGAGGCAACUUACUUGGUCUGCAAUUAUUCUCCAAAGGGCAACUGGAUUAGUGAGGCACCUUACAGAGUCGGUGUGCCAUGCUCAGCCUGUCCUCCAAGCUACGGAGGUUCAUGCAGCAACAACAUGUGCUUUUCAGAUAAUGGAAGUCAUUAUCAUUACACCCCUGAGACAGAGGAAAAUAACUAUAUUGAACCAGAACCUGAGCCAGUUCGAAACCACGACACUCACUACAGAGAUGAGACCCCGACACCUUCUCCCAACGAGAACACUGAGAGGAUCGAAGUCAUCAGUACUUCCCAGAUGUCUCAGCAAGUAGCAUGUGAUACUAGAUUACGUGAUCAGUGCAAAGGAACUACUUGUAACAGGUACGAAUGUCCACCAGGCUGCUUGUACAGCUAUGGAAAAGUAAUUGGAUCGGGUCAUUAUGACAUGCAAUCCAGCAUCUGUGGUAGUGGCUUGCAUGCUGGAAUAAUAGAUGAUGAUGGAGGCUGGCUGGAUGUCACAAGGGUGGGCAGAAGGCAACGAUUCUCAAUGUCCUUCAAAAAUGGAGUUCAGACUCUGGCGAAAAAUCAGAGUGCCAAUGCCUUCACCGUAUCAAAUGUUCCAGUGAAAGCAGUUAAUUGUGAUACUACGGUGGCACAAUUCUGCCCUUUCAAGAAACCAGUCCGGCACUGCCCCAGGUUGUAUUGUCCUCGUAAUUGCUUGUACGACAGCUAUGCCCGAGUAAUCGGAACCCGCUAUUAUUCAGAUAAUUCCAGUAUAUGCAGGGCAGCUAUCCACGCAGGGGUGAUUCGAAGUGACUCAGGAGGUUAUCUGGACGUAAUGCCUGUGGACAAGAGGAAGCAGUACAAGGGCUCCUACCAGAAUGGCAUCACCUCAGAGAGCCUACAGAAUCCCUCAGGAGGCAAAGCGUUCCGAGUGUUUGCGGUCAUUUGAAACCAUCGUCCAAGGACAGAUGCAAGGAAAUAGAGCUCUUGGUAACAUAACAGCCAGUAAUUACCACACAUUUGGUUUGCUGGUCUUGCUGGGCUGGAUUUUAGGCCAGUGCUGUCACGAAAAAUCUCCUCAACAGGAAAAAAAGACAUUGAAUUUGACACCAUCUGGCCCUGAGAAAACAAAGUCUCCGUGAUUUGUUUUCUCUGUGUGUAAAUGCCAUGUAUAUAUGUGUUGUAAAUAUAGUGAAUUUUAUCCAUUACAUUCAUUCUUGUAUGUUUUUAUAAAACGUAUAUAUUUGCUAUUGUAAGCACAUAAAGAUAUAAAGCAUUCCUUCAAACAAAAUAGGCAAUUGUGCAUGCAAACACAAGUGUUAAUGUCUGAACAUUUCGAAUGUGUAGAAAAGGCCUUAUAUUACAGUUUAUAUUUUUGUAUGCAUAUUUUUAAAUCAGUGUUCAGAAGCUGCUCAUUAGUGUAUUGCGCUUUACAGUAUAUUAAGCUGCAUAUGUUCAGAAUUUGAUACUGUAACAACCUGGCAGGCCAGGAAAUCAUUAUUGCUUUAGAAGAAUUUGAAAAAUGUAUCACAAAAGGAGCA